AGGUGUCGCGCGCGGGCCGGGCUCGACCCCUCCCCCAGGCUCGGCCUCCCCCUCCCCCCGCUCCGCCCGCUCAGAGCAUGAUGGCAGCGUCUGAGGUGGCUGGUGUGGUGGCCAAUGCCCCCAAUCCUCCAGAAUCUUCUGCUAGUUUGUGUGCUUCCAAAUCAGACGAAGGUCUCCCAGAUGGUCUAAGCCCCACAGACCCUGCACAGAAGCACAAGAACUCGCCUCUGUCGAGUGUAAGUAGCCAAACGAUAACCAAGGAGAAUAACAGAAAUGUCCAUUUGGAACACCCAGAGCAGAAUCCUGGUUCAUCAGCAGGUGACACUUCAGCAGCGCACCGGGCGGUUUUAGGAGAAAACUUGAUAGCCACAGCCCUUGGUCUCUCUGGCGGUGGGUCUCAGUCUGAUUUGAAGGACGUGGCCAACACAGCAGGAGAGGAGGGGGACACGUGCCUCCGGGAGAGCCUCCAUCCCGUCACUCGGUCUCUUAAGGCAGGGUGCCAUACAAAGCAGCCUGCCUCCGGGAAUUGUUCUGAAGAGAAAUCCCCACAAGCCUCCAUCCUAAAGGAAGGGAGCAGGGACACAGGCUUGGAUUUCCCACCUGUAGUGCCUCCAGCAAAUGGGGUUGAAGGAGUCAGAGUGGAUCAGGAUGAUGAUCAGGAUAGCUCUUCCCUGAAGCUUUCUCAGAACAUUGCUGUACAGACUGACUUUAAGACGGCUGAUUCCGAGGUGAACACAGAUCAAGAUAUUGAAAAGAAUCUGGAUAAAAUGAUGACAGAGAGAACCCUGUUGAAGGAGCGUUACCAGGAGGUCCUGGACAAGCAGAGGCAGGUGGAGAAUCAGCUCCAGGUGCAAUUAAAGCAACUUCAGCAAAGGAGAGAAGAAGAAAUGAAGAAUCACCAGGAGAUAUUAAAGGCUAUCCAGGAUGUAACAAUAAAACGAGAAGAAACAAAGAAGAAGAUAGAGAAAGAAAAGAAGGAGUUUUUGCAGAAGGAGCAGGAUCUGAAAGCUGAAAUUGAGAAGCUUUGUGAGAAGGGCAGAAGAGAGGUGUGGGAAAUGGAACUGGAUAGGCUCAAGAAUCAGGAUGGUGAAAUAAAUCGGAACAUUAUGGAAGAGACAGAACGGGCCUGGAAGGCAGAGAUCUUAUCACUAGAGAGUCGGAAAGAGUUGCUGGUAUUGAAACUAGAAGAAGCAGAAAAAGAGGCAGAACUGCACCUUACUUACCUCAAGUCAACUCCCCCAACACUAGAGACAGUUCGUUCCAAACAGGAGUGGGAGACAAGACUGAAUGGAGUUCGGAUAAUGAAAAAGAAUGUUCGGGACCAAUUUAAUAGUCAUAUCCAGCUAGUGAGGAAUGGAGCCAAGCUGAGCAGCCUCCCUCAAAUCCCUACCCCCACUUUGCCUCCACCCCCAUCAGAGACAGACUUCAUGCUUCAGGUGUUUCAACCCAAUCCCUCUCUGGCUCCUCGGAUGCCCUUCUCCAUUGGGCAGGUCACAAUGCCCAUGGUUAUGCCUAGUGCAGAUCCCCGUUCCUUGUCUUUCCCAAUCCUGAACCCUGCCCUUUCUCAGCCCAACCAGCCUUCCCCACCCCUUCCUGGCUCCCAUGGGAGAAAUAGCCCUGGCUUGGGUUCCCUUGUUGGCCCCCAUGGUCCACACAUGCCCCCUGGCGCCUCCAUCCCGCCUCCCCCAGGCUUGGGCGGUGUUAAGGCUUCUACUGAAACUCCCCGGCCCCAACCAGUAGACAAACUGGAGAAGAUCCUGGAGAAGCUGCUGACUCGGUUCCCACAAUGCAAUAAGGCCCAGAUGACCAACAUUCUUCAGCAAAUCAAAACAGCACGUACCACCAUGGCAGGCCUGACCAUGGAGGAACUGAUCCAGUUGGUAGCUGCACGACUGGCAGAACAUGAGCGGGUGGCAGCAAGUACUCAGCCACUCGGUCGGAUCCGGGCCUUGUUCCCUGCUCCGUUGGCCCAAAUCAGUACCCCAAUGUUCUUGCCUUCUGCCCAAGUUUCAUAUCCUGGAAGGUCUUCACAUGCUCCAGCCACCUGUAAACUGUGUCUAAUGUGCCAGAAACUUGUCCAGCCCAGUGAGCUGCAUCCAAUGGCGUGUACCCAUGUGUUGCAUAAGGAGUGUAUCAAAUUCUGGGCCCAGACCAACACAAAUGACACUUGUCCCUUUUGUCCAACUCUUAAAUGACGGACCUGACUGGGGAGGAAGAAGAGGAAAAACUGAUGUGAACAGGAAGCGCGGGUUCAAGAUUUCUAAAACUCUAUAUUUAUACAGUGACAUAUACUCAUGCCAUGUACAUUUUUAUUAUAUAGGUAAUGUGUGUAUAGAAAGUCUGUAUUCAAAUGUUCGUAAAUGAAAGUAUGUAUAUUAUGCAGAAAUGGUCUGUCCCCAUCACCUUGCAGUUCCUUUGGGGGAUGCAGAUUGUAGGUAAGAUGAUGUUUAGUUUGGCCUUGAAAUUAUGAUAUUCCUGCCUAGGGCUGUUUUCAAAUACAAUAUAAAAACCA
Equus quagga is the source of this 2512-nucleotide messenger RNA. It is a transcript of the gene RNF214, whose product is annotated as ring finger protein 214. Bases 78 to 2195 code for a protein of 705 amino acids. Gene Ontology annotation, molecular function: ubiquitin-protein transferase activity. NCBI's taxonomy places the organism in Eukaryota, Metazoa, Chordata, Mammalia, Perissodactyla, Equidae. The transcript has 15 exons. The record is from RefSeq and is a predicted model, not a curated record.